AUGUUGAGUACAAGUACACGAGUUUAUUCAGUUGCUAGGGUUUAUGCAGAUGUCAAUAGUAAUAAGCCUACAGAUUAUUGGGAUUAUGAGAAUCAUAAAAUAACUUGGGGAGAUAUUAGAAAUUAUGAAAUUAUUAGUAAAAUUGGUAGAGGUAAAUAUUCAGAAGUAUUUCAAGGUGUUAAUAUUUUAAAUGAUGAACCAUGUGUUAUUAAAGUAUUAAAACCAGUUAAAUUAAAGAAAAUCUAUCGAGAAGUUAAAAUAUUACAAAAUUUAACUGGUGGACCAAAUGUUAUUGGGCUUUUAGAUAUUGUACGAGAUGAACAAUCCAAGAUUCCAGCAUUAGUAUUUGAAAGAGUUAAUAAUGUUGAUUUUAGAGUUUUAUAUCCAAAGUUUACAAUUAAAGAUAUCCAAUACUAUUUCACUCAAUUAUUAAUUGCAUUAGAUUAUUCACAUUCAAUGGGUAUAAUUCAUAGAGAUGUAAAACCUCAAAAUAUUAUGAUUGAUCCAUUAAAUAAAAAAUUACGAUUGAUUGAUUGGGGUUUAGCAGAAUUUUAUCAUGCUGGUAUGGACUACAAUGUAAGAGUUGCUUCUAGAUAUCACAAGGGACCAGAAUUACUAAUUAAUUUACAACAAUAUGAUUAUUCACUUGAUUUGUGGUCUGUAGGUUGUAUGUUGGGAGCAAUCAUUUUUAAAAAGGAACCUCUUUUUAGAGGCGAUUCAAAUAACGAUCAAUUGGUUCAAAUAGCAAAAGUUUUAGGAACAGAAGAUUUAAUGAAGUAUGUUAACAAAUAUGGUAUUAAAUUGAGUCUGGAAUAUGACGAUAUUUUGGGUACAUAUCCAAGAAAACCAUGGAAAUCGUUCAUAAAUAAUGAUAAUAGGCAUUUAAUAAGUGAUGAAGUGCUAGAUUUGAUUGAUAUUUUAUUGACUUAUGAUCAUCAAUUAAGACCAACUGCUAAAGAAGCAAUGGAACAUCCAUUUUUCAAGAUAUAG
This is a messenger RNA of Hemisphaericaspora subhashii, 990 nucleotides long. It is a transcript of the gene CKA2, whose product is annotated as casein kinase 2 catalytic subunit. Gene Ontology annotation, biological process: DNA damage response; regulation of transcription by RNA polymerase III; regulation of transcription by RNA polymerase I. NCBI's taxonomy places the organism in Eukaryota, Fungi, Ascomycota, Pichiomycetes, Serinales, Debaryomycetaceae. The record is from RefSeq and is a predicted model, not a curated record. Gene Ontology annotation, cellular component: cytosol; protein kinase CK2 complex; nucleus. Bases 1 to 990 code for a protein of 329 amino acids. Gene Ontology annotation, molecular function: ATP binding; protein serine/threonine kinase activity. The transcript has a single exon.